Molecule: messenger RNA, 1093 nt
Organism: Racocetra persica
Lineage: Eukaryota; Fungi; Glomeromycota; Glomeromycetes; Diversisporales; Gigasporaceae
Source: the annotation of a GenBank genome assembly
AUGGAUAAAACAGCUUCUACGCAAACUUCGAUAAUAUCAGAACCAUUAUCAAUAAUACAACCUCCAAAUAGUAUAGUACCUUUACAACACCAACAACAACCUUAUGUUCAUUCUUGGACAUUAAGAGGUUUUCAUGAGUUAGUUAGACUCAUGUCUUUUAAUAGUUACCUAUAUAGUGACAGGUUUAGAUCUCCAAGAGGUUUAUUCGACGCGAAUUUACUAUGUCCCCCUGGAACUUGGACAAAUGACUUUUCUUUAUGUUCUGCUCAACCUCAUUUACCACCUCACUUACAAUCUCACUUACAACCUCCUUUACAACCUCCUUUACCACCUCACUUACAACCUUACCUUCACUCUCAACCUCAAGUAACAAAUCCUACUUGUCCAUUUAAUAGUCAAGUAAAUCGUAGGCAAAAAAAUAAUACUCCUCUUUCAAAUGACGAUUCCGCUUAUCUAUGGCGUAUGAGAAUUUAUCCUAAUGGUUCCACUAAAAAAUCUUGUGCUGGUCACAUUUCUAUAUAUCUGGAAGCAAUUCAAACUCUUUUUGAAAAACAAAAUUUUUUUUUUAGACGAAGUGUUCAAUUCAAAUUUUUACUUUAUCGUUUAAUAAAAUCUUCUCAAUCUACUUCUUUAACCGAUUCUUCAAAUAGAUCUGAUGAUAAUUAUCAUAGUUCUUCUACUUUUUCAAGAAAUAAUUCUUUAAUUCAAGAUUCUUCAAAAGAACGUCCUGAAUUAAUUUAUGAAGGUUCUUUACAAAAAUGGGAUUUCGAAUUUCAUGGAAUAAAUUCUACUUAUGGUUUCCCUACUUUAGGAACUUUUCAUGAUUUAUUUCCUUUCGAUGAUAUAAACAUUAAUGAAGUUGAUUUAGUAGUUCGCGUUCAUAUUUAUAAUAAUAAUUCUUUUUUACCUCCUUUCUCGGAUUUAUCUAAUCCUUUUUUCCCUUCCGAUCUUUGUCCUUCUUUAUGUUCUCCGGCUUCUUUUGAAAAAUUCUUUAAUAGUGAUGCUUAUUAUGAUGUGGCUUUUACUUUUGAAAAUGAUGAUCCUCCCGUUGAUCUUCCUUCUUCUCCAUCUGAUCUACCUUGUCCUAAUACUA